AUCCGAUUCUCUUUUUACCUCGGACUCUCUCUACUCCCUUGUCCUACGCGGAAAACCUUUGGGUCUCUCUCUCUCUCUCACCCCCAAAAUCCCCACCCUUUGGGGUUAAGAAAGGGGUUUUUAAAUCCCCUUACCCUGUCUCCCCCAUCAAGAUGGUUCUCCUCAAGACCAAAUUUACUUUUCAGAAGAGGGUAAAACUUGCUCAAACUCUUUGGCUUCUCUCAUGGGUCAGUGUCCUAGUGGGAUGUCUGACCUUUGGCUUGGGGAUCUUUCUAAAGGUUCAACUAUGGAUACACAAUGAAGUGAUGGACAACACUGUGGCCCAUGCUGUCCCUAACACCGUGAUUACUGCUGGACUAUUGGGAAUCCUGCUUGGUCUGUUUGCAAGCAAAUCCAGCCAGGACUCACUUGAUAUGGCCAAAUAUCCCCGCUGGAAGUCUUUCAUGCUUCCUUAUUUUUUCUUCUCCAUUCUGAGUUGUCUGCUCUGCUUUACUGCUCUUUUCCUUAGUAUUGUAAUGCGAGGAAGUUUGGAGGAAUCCUUGAAGGUUGGCUUGAAGAAUGGCAUUAGGUUCUACAAAGAUACCGACACCCCAGGUCGUUGUUACCAGAAAAGAACCAUGGACACGUUGCAAAUGGACUUCCAGUGCUGUGGGAACAACCACUACAAAGACUGGUUUGAGGUUCAAUGGAUCAGCAACCGUUACCUGGACUUCUCUUCCAAGGAAGUAAAAGAUCGUAUAAAAAGCAAUGUGGAUGGCAAAUACCUGAUGGACAGUGUUCCAUUCAGCUGCUGUAACCCCAGCUCUCCUAGGCCUUGCAUCCAGAACCAGAUCACCAAUAACUCAGCCCAUUACAGCUACAGCUACCAGACAGAUGAGCUAAACAUCUGGGUCAGAGGCUGCCGGGAGGCCUUACUGAGUUAUUACACUGGAAUUAUGGCUACAAAUGGGGCGGCUGUCACUUUGUUCUUCCUUCUACAGGCCUCGGUUCUAGUGAGCAUGCGUUUUCUCCAGACUUCCAUGGACAAGAUUACUGGUGUUGAAGACGUUGAGACUGAUUCUGAAGGAUUCCUGCUGGAGAAGGGUGUAGUGGAGACCAUUAGCAGUAAUCUAGAGAAAACAAAAGCCCUUUUCAAGUCCAGUACUGGGGAAACUGGGGGUGGGGGGGAGGCGGCCUGUGCUAGCUCUAGCUAAGCACAUCACAGAUUGGGGAGACCGAGACACGGUCUAGAGAUUCAUUUGUAUAUAAUCUGUAGAGGUAGUCCAAGGCUGCUUGUUGUAUACUGCCCUCUGUAUGGAAGACCCUGAGGUCCUGCUUGUGUCUGCAGCUGCUCAUUGAAGUGAGGAGAGUGGGGUAAUUUCAGGAGAGGCAGUCUCCUUCCAGCUGUAGCUGCCAAAAUGUAAAUCCCAUAGAGAGAAAUAAAGAAAAGACUGCAA
Molecule: messenger RNA, 1436 nt
Organism: Rana temporaria (common frog)
Lineage: Eukaryota; Metazoa; Chordata; Amphibia; Anura; Ranidae
Gene: ROM1
Product: retinal outer segment membrane protein 1
Exons: 3
Coding region: 153-1193 (346 amino acids)
Biological process (GO): visual perception
Cellular component (GO): membrane
Source: RefSeq, a predicted model, not a curated record